Molecule: messenger RNA, 2187 nt
Organism: Cyprinus carpio (common carp)
Lineage: Eukaryota; Metazoa; Chordata; Actinopteri; Cypriniformes; Cyprinidae
Product: F-box only protein 3-like
Exons: 5
Coding region: 314-1045 (243 amino acids)
Source: RefSeq, a predicted model, not a curated record
CUAAUGAGGAAACAAAGUCAUCUACUUGGAUGGCCUGAAGGUAAGAGUAAACUUUCAGCAAGUUUCAUUUUUGGGUGACUUACUCCUUUAAAAGGCUUCCCAACUGCAUUGUAGCUGACAGGAGGUGAAGCCAUUUACUGCAUCAAGAACAGUUUUGCUUGUGCAUAUGGGGACUCCAGCACUAAAUAAAAGAGGGAUUUUUCUUGCAUUGUUGCACUUUGACCAGUAGGAGGUGCUCUUGUCUUCUUUUGUAUUACAGCCCUUCUUGCUUUCUCUCAUUUAUAUAUUUUCUUCACAGGAUCAAUUCAAGGACAUGUUCAAUACGGGUAACAAAAAGCAAAAGGCUCCAUUAAUGCAUUGCAGUUUUAUCAGAUCAUAUGAACCCUUCUCAAUCCUCUUUUCUUUUUUUUCAGGUCCUAACUUUACUGAGUGGUUUACUUCCUAUGAUAAUGUUGUAACAGGAGAAUACCCCAUUAUUCGGGACCAGAUCUUCAGGUAUGUUCAUGACAAGCGCUGUGUGGCAACCACUGGUGACAUCACAGUAUCAGUCUCUACCUCCUUCCUGCCAGAGCUCAGUUCAGUCCAUCCGCCACACUUUUUCUUCACCUAUAGAAUCAGGAUUGAGAUGGCAAAGUCUGCCCUGCCAGAGAGUGCAUGCCAGCUAGACAGUCGGUACUGGAAGAUCACAAAUGCAAACGGAAAUGUGGAGGAGGUCCGUGGCCCUGGUGUUGUGGGCGAGUUUCCAGUGAUGACACCUGGUAAAGUUCACGAGUAUGCCAGCUGCACCACGUUUUCCACCACCUCUGAGUACAUGGAAGGACACUACACAUUCCACAGGCUCAAGAAUAAAGGGGACGUGUUUGACGUUUCAAUCCCACGCUUCCACAUGGUGUGCCCACCAUUCCGUGAAUCAAUGAGCUCAGUCAGUGAGGUGUCUGCUCCUUACGGUGAUGAGAAUUCAUCGGACACAGAUGACUAUGAGCAGGGAGAAAUGCAUGGCAUGAACAUGGCUGACCCGGGAGGAUGCUGCCCUCGGCAUGUCUGAUGCACUUUUACAUGCCACGGCCAAGACCCGCCCACAGAUACUGAUGCACAACCCACUCGCACAAACGGCAGAGCAGGAGGACAAACAGAGCUUUUAGGCAGCCAUUGUUUAUUGUACAGCGCUCUUGUGCCUGUCACCUCUUGAACGUUUUCUCCAGUUUCUGUGGCCAUGGGUCUGGGUCUGUGUCUGUGCACGUGUGAGAUUAUUGUGCGUCAGUUUGAGUCUGCAAGUGUGGUUUGUGAUUGAGUGAGAGUGAGAGAGUUUAUUGAAUGUGUGUGAGAUUCUGUGAGAUUGGCUCGUUUUGCCUGGGUUUCACAAUUACCUGCAAAUUACCUAAAGGGAUGGUUCAGCCAAAAUUGAAAAUUGCAAUUUACUCACCUUUACGUUGUUCCAAACCUGUAUGUCUUUGUCUCCUGUGGAACACAAAAUAAUAUAUGAGUAUAUUUUGUCCAUGCAGUGAAAGUAGAUUCCAUUGUUGUUUUGGACCCACUGACUUUAUUUAUGGACCAAAACAGUUUUCCUUCAAAAUAUCUUCGACCGUAGACAUUUUUGGCAGAAGUAAGACAGUCAUACAGGUUCGGGAUGACAUGGAGGUGAGUAAAUGAUGACAAAAAUGUUCGUUUUUGCCCGAACUAUCUCUCUAAAAGCUUACAAUAACAGAGCACGAGAAGAAAUUAUGACACUACUAUUAGCAGAAAAGUACAUGCACACUGAAUUGAGAAUACUUGCUGUGUGUGUUUAUAUAUUAUAUAUAUUUAUAGAUAUAUAGUUUGAAUACUUAACAGAAAGGCUAAAAUAAAUCGAUCCCAUUCAUUUCCUCCACAAGGCCUCAGGUUUUGUGUAGCAUGUAUGUGCUUGUGUAUAUAUGUUUGUUCUUGUGUCGUUUGCACUGAGGGUUUCGGGGGCAGGCUGAGGUACAGACCUUGUGAAGUUAAAGUUCACGCAUACAACAGCUAACCUGUGCAAGCAAUCAUUUAACUUUACCUGCUACUAGUUCUCCACUAGUUAGCCGUUCAGAGGUGCUUUUGGCCUGUUCUCAGCAAUGCUGGAUGGGUGUACCCUUACGAAAAGAAGUUUAUUCAAGUGUGCUAUUAGUAUACUUCUUUUAAACUAAAAAUAGAUAAGUAUGCUUUUAGUUUACU